Messenger RNA from Carassius carassius (crucian carp), 3813 nucleotides. RefSeq names its product NACHT, LRR and PYD domains-containing protein 12-like. Lineage: Eukaryota; Metazoa; Chordata; Actinopteri; Cypriniformes; Cyprinidae. Bases 34 to 2940 code for a protein of 968 amino acids. Gene Ontology annotation, molecular function: protein binding. The transcript is spliced from 10 exons. The record is from RefSeq and is a predicted model, not a curated record.
AUUCAUGGGCGUGAAUCAGAUUUAUCUGAACACAUGGAUGUGUCUGUGAGGAAAAAACGACGGAUGGAUGUUUCAGAUCUCUGCAGAGAGGAAGACUCUUCUGUUGAGUCCAGUCUGUGUCAGAAUGAAUCUCCUGAACCCAUCUGUGUGUCCAUCAAGAGUGACGCGUCAAUGAAUCAGUCAUUUGAGUUCAGCUCGGGAGACACAUCUACUGAUCUGAGUCAAAAACAUAAAGGACCGCAAUCACAUACAGCAAAGAAGAACUUAGACUCCAUUUUUAAGGAGCUUGAGCACAAAAUCAUCUCUGAGUUAAAAUGCUUUAAGAGACUACUGAGUCCAGAUUACCCAGAAUGCUCUGAAAGAGACCAUUAUAAUGAUGAGGGUCAUAGCAGAGUCAGAGAGGGGCUUCUGAAGAUCACACUGCUCCUCCUGAGGAAGAUGAACCAGACAGACCUCGCUGACACACUACAGACCAAACUGAUGCCUAUGUAUCAACAAAAACUCAGAUCCAGACUCCAGGAUAAAUAUCAGAGACUCAGUGAAGGACUGUCCAAUCAUGGAGACUCAACACGUCUGAAUGAGAUCUACACAGAGUUAUACAUCACAGAGGGAGGCAGUGGAGAGGUCAAUAAUGAACAUGAGGUGAGACAGAUUGAGACAGUGUCCAGGAGACCAGAGACACAGGAGACACCAAUCAACUGCAAUGACAUAUUUAAACCCUCACCUGGACAAGACAAACCCAUCAGUACUGUGCUGACUAAAGGAGUCGCUGGAAUUGGAAAAACAGUCUCUGUGCAGAAGUUCAUUCUGGACUGGACUGAAGGAAAAGCCAAUCAGGACGUUCAUUUCAUAUUUCCACUCCCUUUCAGAGAGCUGAACUUGAUACAGAAACAUCUCAGUCUUGUGGAUCUUCUAAACCACCUUCACACAGAAACCAAAGAAUUAAAGUCAGCAGAUUAUGAGGACUACAAAGUCAUGUUCAUAUUUGAUGGUCUGGAUGAGUGUCGACUGCGUCUAGAUUUCAGAAACAGUCGGAGCUUGUCUGAUGUGACAGAAUCAGCUUCAGUGGAUGUGCUGCUGACCAACCUCAUCAAAGGGAACCUACUUCCUUCUGCUCUCCUCUGGAUCACCUCUCGACCAGCAGCAGCCAAUCAGAUCCCUCCUGAGUGUGUCCACAAGGUCACAGAGGUACGAGGAUUCAACGACCCUCAGAAGGAGGAAUAUUUCAGGAAGAGAAUAAAUGAUCCGAGUCUGGCUGAGAGAAUCGUCACACACAUUCGAUCAUCAAGAAGUCUGUUCAUCAUGUGUCACAUCCCAGUCUUCUGCUUGAUUUCAGCCGCUGUUCUGGAGAGGAUGAUGGGUAAAGCAGAGAGUGCAGAGACCCCCAAGACUCUCACACAGAUGUUCACACACUUCCUGAUUUUUCAGACCAAACUGAAGACACAGAAGUAUGAUGGGAAAUAUGAAAUCAAUCCUGAUCAGGCUAGAAAGACUAUUCUGUCUCUAGGAAAACUGGCUUUUGAACAGCUGGAAAAAGGGAACCUGAUCUUCUACGAGGAGGACCUGAAAGAGAGCGGCAUUGAUGUCACAGAAGUGUCCGUGUACUCAGGAGUUUGUACCCAGAUCUUCAGAGAGGAGUCUGGACUGCAGCUGGGGAAGGUGUUCAGCUUUGUUCAUCUGAGUAUUCAGGAGUUUCUUGCUGCUUUAUUCAAGCUGCUGUCCUUUUCUGAACAAAACACAGGACUGAAGAAUGUGUUCAGGUCACCAAUGAUCAGUUUACUGAAGAGAGAAGUGGACAAGGCCUUACAGAGUGAGAACGGACACUGGGAUCUUUUCCUCCGGUUCCUUCUAGGUCUCUCUCUAGAGUCUAAUCAGACUCUCUUACAAGGCCUCCUGAGAAAGACAGUAAGCAGCUCUGAUAUCAAUCAGGAAACAGCUGCAUACAUCAAACAGAAGAUCAGGGAGAAUCCCUCUCCAGAGAAAUCCAUCAAUCUGUUCCACUGUCUGAAUGAACUGAAUGAUCGUUCACUAGAGCAGGAAGUACAAACAUACCUGAGCGGAACAGAUCUCUUCCGUCUCUCUGGAGUCUCUCUGUCUGCUGCUCAGUGGUCGGCUCUGGUGUUUGUGCUGUUGAACUCAGAAGAAGAGCUGGAUGAGUUUAAACUGAGGAAAUAUGAUCGAUCAGAAGAAUGUCUUCUGAGGCUGCUGCCAGUGAUCAAAGCAUCUAGAAAGAUUAAUCUCUCCUGCUGUUAUAUUACAAAGAAAGGCUGUGCUGCUCUGAUUUCAGCUCUGAGAUCAAACCCCUCACACCUGACAGAACUGAAUCUGAGUUAUAAUACACCAGGAGACUCAGGAGUGAAGCUGCUCUCUGCUCUACUGGAGGAUCCACACUGUAAACUGAAGAAACUACAGCUGAGAGACUGCAGUAUUGGAGAGGAAGGCUGUGCUGCUCUGAUUUCAGCUCUGAGAUCAAACCCCUCACACCUGACAGAACUAAAUCUGAGUGAUAAUACACCAGGAGACUCAGGAGUGAAGCUGCUCUCUGCUCUACUGGAGGAUCCACACUGUAAACUGAAGAAACUACAGCUGAUUAACUGCAGUAUUGGAGAGGAAGGCUGUGCUGCUCUGAUUUCAGCUCUGAGACCAAACCCCUCACACCUGACAGAACUGGAUCUGAGCUGUAAUAAACCAGGAGACUCAGGAGUGAAGCUGCUCUCUGCUCUACUGGAGGAUCCACACUGUAAACUGAAGAAACUACAGCUGUGGAGAUGUGGUAUUGGAGAGGAAGGCUGUGCUGCUCUGAUUUCAGCUCUGAGAUCAAACCCCUCACACCCGACAGAACUGGAUCUGAGACGUAAUAAACCAGGAGACUCAGGAGUGAAGCUGCUCUCUGCUCUACUGGAGGAUCCACACUGUAAACUGAAGAAACUACUUAUUUGACAGUGGAAACUCCACAAGCUCCAAACAACUGAAUCAAAACAACAUGUCCUGAACAAGAGUGUCACCUGGACAUUAACCCCCUGGGGUUGAAGCAUCAGUGCGGUCUGUCACGUAUUUUCUUGAUGACUGCGAACAGAACUAAAAAUACUUUGAUCAUUUUUGAUCGUACAGAUAAGAAUAAGGUAUUGUUUUAAACUGCACAGGGUUUACUUUUAUUUGUUUAUUCAUAAUAAUAAUAAUAAUCAAUCAAAUAAAAAGACAUGCUGGCUAUUAACAAUUAAAUGAAAUUACUAUCAACUAAGUUCAUAGAUGGAUUGUGCAUAAAUGUUAUGUUUAAAAAUAACAUUGUAAUAUAGAAAUAUUUAAUGAUUGCAAAAAUGAAAUAAGAUACUUUUUGUAAUGAGGUGUUUGGGUUUUGUUUCAUGUUCUUGUUUUCAUGUCUCUUAUUUUGUAGUUUGUUUCUUGCUGUUUGUCAUACUUCCCUUGCCCUCAUGUAUCUCUGUCUUGCGGAUGUGUCGUGUUCUGAUUGGUUUAUUGUCUUGUCAUGUGAUUAUCUGUUUGCUCAUUGGUUUGUUCAUGUCAUGUGACCCUCAUUGUCUGUUAUAAGUAGUCAUGUUCUUGCCUCUGUCCCUUGUCAUGUAUUAAUGUUGUAACCUGCUGUCGCUGAGUCUAGUCUGUUUAUGUCUAGUCAAGUUUGUUUAAGUCAAGUCUUUGUUUAUUGUAUGUUUAUUGUUUGGACUUUGGAUCACUCUGUAAAUAAACUGCACUUGGGUUCUCACAACGUUCACCUUCAUUGGACUCGUUACACUUUUUUAAAUAUGAUACUACAACCACCAGUAGGUGGCAGCAAGUGACUGUCUUAAUGGGUGUGUU